CCCCGACGCCCCGGGGUGCUGAGCCACAGGCUGGGGCCACAUGUGGGAGAAUGUGAGGCAUCAGGGCCCCUCUCUCUGGCUGCCCAGUGCCCGUGGCCAUGGCCAUGGCUUUGGCACAUAUCUGAGGAGAAAGUGGGAUGGACAUCACCAUUUUGGACCAGCCUCAUGAUGAGAACACUGGGGAACAACCGGGACACGAUUGCAUAGAGGAACUGGGCCAUUGGUGGCCUCUUUCCUUCCCUUUUGCUGGGUGAGUGCAGCACCCUGCUGAGCUGAGUCCAGUCCAGCUGAGCCAAGUCAGGUUGAGCCUAGUCCAGCAGAGCUGAGAGAAGCCCAGACAUCAGGGAGUGAGACGUGGGGAUAUCCAUGGCUCCAGGGACAGAGGUGCUGCCUCUCACCUGCCUGAUGCUGCUCCUGCUCUGCAGAGCCCCGGGUGCAGGUGCCCAGGGGGGUCAGGACUUCAAGCUGCACCAGCCCCAGGACAAGGUGUCGGUGACAGUGGGGAAGACGCUCACCCUGGGCUGCACUGUGUCUGGAUCUAGUGAACCUGGUCCUGUGAAGUGGCUGAAGGGCUGGGGCAGUGGGAACAGGACCAUCUAUGCAGAGACAGUCUCUGCUCCCCGUGUGACAAGAGCAGUGAAUGGAUCCAACACAGACUUCACCAUCCACAUCAGGGAUGUUCAGCCCGAGGAUGUCGGCACCUAUUACUGUGUGAAGUUCACCAAGUCCCUGAGCGGUGGGGAUGUGGUGUUUCGGCGUGGAACUGGCACAGAGGUGUCUGUGCUCGGUGAGUGGGGGAUCCCAGAGCAGCUCCUGGGGGGAGCCAGCCCAGCCCAGCCCAGUGGGCUCUGCUCAGGGUGAGCAGGGAUGGGGAGGGGGCUUUGGGGGCUGGUCCCAGGAGAGGAUGCCAUGGGCC
Molecule: messenger RNA, 916 nt
Organism: Lepidothrix coronata (blue-crowned manakin)
Lineage: Eukaryota; Metazoa; Chordata; Aves; Passeriformes; Pipridae
Product: tyrosine-protein phosphatase non-receptor type substrate 1-like
Exons: 2
Coding region: 367-861 (164 amino acids)
Cellular component (GO): plasma membrane
Source: RefSeq, a predicted model, not a curated record